This is a messenger RNA of Cylicostephanus goldi, 609 nucleotides long. The record is from the annotation of a GenBank genome assembly. Lineage: Eukaryota; Metazoa; Nematoda; Chromadorea; Rhabditida; Strongylidae.
GCCAAAACAGCAACAUCCCUUCUAUACGGUAGUAGUCUUUCAGCUGAUCUCGUCGUCGAUCGUGCUCUUGAAUUGCGUUAUAUUGGUGGAAUCUAUGCAGGCAAUGUAAAACCUACACCUUUUCUUUGUCUUUCUUUGAAGAUGCUGCAGAUCCAACCUGAAAAGGAUAUUAUUAUCGAAUUUAUCCAACAGGAGCAGAGCAAGUAUGCGCGCGCAUUGGGCGCAAUGUAUCUUCGUCUGACUUUCCCAUCUGUAGAGAUAUAUAAAUAUUUGGAGCCCUUAUUCAACGAUUACCGCAAGCUACGGUAUAUGAAUAAACAAGGAAGUAAGUUGUUUUCUGCUGUUUGGAUGAUUUGCGCAUCCUAUUGUGAGAAACCACGCCUCAUCUCAAGAAGACGAAGCCGGAGCAGAGAUCGUUCUCGAGAGCGCGAUAGACCAAGGGAGAAGACCAAAGACAGAGAUCGAGAUGAUAGGAAGCGAGAUCGAUCAAGAGACAGAGAGCGGGAUCGUGAUCGUGAGAGGGACCGCGAUCGCCACGACAAGGAUCGCGAUAGACACAGAGAACGAUCACGAGAGCGGGACAGGGAGAGGGACAGAGGACGUGGUUAG